AACAGAAAAUAAAUUAGAUGUAAGUACUUUAUUUAAGUACAAUAGGUACAAACGAAAUAUUAUUUAAAAUAUAAUACCUAGUUUACACAUGAAUUAAAUACAAUAUUUACCUAAAUCAAAAAAUUAUGUCAAAUGAAAUGGCACCAUAGCAGAAAAUACCAAACGCAUAAAAACGAUAGUAAAUCAAAUGAUUGAACUCAAAAUCUCAUUAUUAUUAGAGUACCUAAUUAAUUAACUAUGCUAAACCUUAGUACACAUUACCUGCACACCUCUAGCUCGCUUGGGCUCAAGAACGAGUCGAACUUGAGAAGAACCAGGUAUCUCCAGUCUUCAACUCAUAUAAACACAGCUCACAUCUCUGACCCACAUUACACUGGUCCACUCGCCAACUCGACUCACGCACACCACGAACACCAGCCAGUUCUAACCUUUCUUCCGUCUGCCAUUGCCACGGUCGCGGGCGCCGCUGCACGACGCGGCCAUACUGGAUUUUUGAAUUUCGAAUUCGAUGGUGUGUCGGUAAAGUGUUGUGAUUUUGAAAUUGGAAUUAUGGUGUGCAAAACAGCGCCGAUUGGGAGUCCGACGCACAGAGUGAGCGAGCAGGAUGGACAACAAGAAGUGGCUGACUAUGAGACUGCGCUGGAUUCUGCUGGUUACGGUCGCUUCAGCCGCGCAGCGCUCGGCGCGUGCGCGUGCGCGUUCUUCACGACAGGCGUCCAGAAUUGCGUCAUGUCGUACGUGCUGCCAGCGGCCAAGUGCGAGCUGCAACUAACUACGUACCAGGCGGGACUGGUUAACAUGGCUUUUAUGUGCGGUGGUGUAGCCAGCGCGUUCUUCUGGGGCAUCGUGGGUGACGUAUUUGGCCGACGAAACACGCUGACAAUGACCCUGCUGCUAGAUGGUGUGCUGACGCUGGCACAAAGUACUGUGGCUGAUUACCGGUGGUUGUUGGUUGCUAGGUCUAUCAAUGGCUUCUUAAUAGGUGGUCCAUCGACGCUGACAUUCACAUACAUGUCUGACUUGGUUGGGGAGAGGAGACGGCAGUUCUACCUGACUAUAGUUGGGAUGAGCUUCGUCGGAGCUUGGCUGAUAUUACCAGCUAUAGCGUGGCUCAUCAUCCCAUUCAAGGUCGGCUACACCACCAUCCUUCCCAUCUACUCCUGGCGUCUCAUGCUACUCGUCUGCAGUCUCCCAGGCUUUAUCGCCGGUAUCUGGACCUGGACUCUUCCAGAGAGUCCAAGGUUACUGUGUGAUACGAACAGAAGCGAUGAGGCUCUACAGAUUCUGGCCAGGAUUCAUAAGAAGAAUAGGGGGAAGACCGAGUUUAAGGUGAAGAAGUUGAUCCAAGAUAACAUUUUCGGCGGAAAGUCGCUGGGUGAGGAAGAGAGCAGGACAAAGACGCUAUUUAUCGGAGUCCUCAAAGACCUGAAGAUCUUCGUGUCAAAGAGCUACGCUGUCAAAUCCAGCCUCAUCCUCUUUGCGUUCUUCGCUAAUAUGGCUGCUGGUUUCGGCCUGAACCUCUGGAUCCCAGCAUUACUUCUCCGCAUGCAAGGCCAAGAAUGUAAGGCGGUACCUCAGACCGCCAAACUAUUCAGUUCAGCCAACAGCACUUGGAGUGAGAGGAACACAAGCGUUGUCGACGUGGUCCAAUGCAGUGGCGAUAUCAGUGACGAUAUCUUCACCUCCGGCCUAAUCGUAGGCGCCUGCUGCGUUCUUGGCAACGCGUUCUGCGCGCUACUCUCCCGCAGCGGCGCGCGCGGCGUGCGCUACUCCGCGGCCGCAUGCGCAUUAGCAUGCGCGCUAGCGUGCGGCGUGCUAGCGGCGUGUGCAUGCGCGUGCGCUAGUAGUAGCAGGAUAGCGGUGGCGGCUGCGGCUGCGCUGAACGCGGCGUCGUUAAAUGGGAAUGUGCUGCUGAUUAGGCUGCUGUUGCAUGCAUUGCCACCGAAACUUAGUGGACUAGGGGUUUGCUGGGGCGCGUGGUGGGGCCGAGCUGGAGGUGUGGCCUCAAACCUAGCUGUUGGAGUCCUACUGGACUUCUCAUGCCCUGCGCCUUUCAUAUCCGUCGCAGCUCUGCUAGCUGUAUCAAUUGUGGCCAUAAUGCUGAUAAAAAUGGACGAACAGAAAGAAGAAAGAACUGAACCGGAAGCAGUUGAAAAGAGCACAGGACUGGACAGAUACAUAUCGACACACAUGUAAAGGAAAAACGCAUCUAUUAGCUGGGAUUCAAAGUUGAUUUUCAAAGUGCCUUAUUAAGAUUAAGUUAUUUUUUGAAGUUAUGUUCAUAUUGUAUGGAAGAAUGAAAAAGGAGGCUAAAGAGAACGAGAAAACUUCGGUUUUGCUUGUAUGAAUGAAAAUUGGAGACGUGCUUUAAUGAGAAUAGGUAUAUUUAUGGACAAUGGACAUUAUGUGGAAUCUAGGAAAUUAAAAGUCGAAUAUAACAAAUUUAAUUAUGCCUUAACCUUUAUAUGUGUCGAUAUCGAUAUGAUGAAGAUGUUUUUCGCUCUUGGUUAACUCAAGUUUUCAGUGAGCGAUAGAUGGGAGUCCAGUCGCAACUUUGUGCCUAAUUUUAAUUCAUUUACAAUACAAGAUACAUAACAAAAAUAAGAACCUUAAAAUUAGUUGUAUCGUUCUAUUUUUGUUUACGGGAUAUAUAAAAGAAAAGGUUUUUUGUACAAGUCCAUAUGGAAUAUUACGUACUUAUUAUGGUUAUUUUUUAUGUAAUUUUGUAUUUUGAAUUGUAUGUACAUUCAAAGAUG
Cydia pomonella (codling moth) is the source of this 2756-nucleotide messenger RNA. RefSeq names its product synaptic vesicle glycoprotein 2B-like. Gene Ontology annotation, molecular function: transmembrane transporter activity. The transcript has 11 exons. Lineage: Eukaryota; Metazoa; Arthropoda; Insecta; Lepidoptera; Tortricidae. Gene Ontology annotation, biological process: transmembrane transport. The record is from RefSeq and is a predicted model, not a curated record. The coding region runs from base 238 to 2196 and encodes 652 amino acids.